CCUUUCCCAUCAUCUCCCAUUCAAACACUUCCCUUCCCAUCUUUCUCAUCAUUACACACUAAAACAUGCACCCUUUUCCUACAUUCAUCCUCGUCCUCAUCCUACUCCACACCACCAUCGUCACCGCUACCUCAAACGCUACUAUCACCCAACAUGAUUACGUCAAACUCCAACUCAUCCACAUUAAACCCUUUAAAACCCCUCCCGACAUCCUCCUCUUCGACACCCACCGCAUUCACUCCCUCCACCACCGUCACCACCACCACCACCACAAAAACCACCGUCAUCCCCUCAAAACCCCCCUCAUCUCCGGUGCCUCAAUCGGUUCAGGUCAAUACUUUGCCGGAAUCUCCAUCGGAACCCCCCCUCAAAACCUCCUCCUAGUCGCCGACACCGGCAGCGACCUCACUUGGCUCAAAUGCUCCGCUUGCCGCACCACCAACUGCACCGCCAACCACCCUCCUAACUCUGCUUUCUUCCCUCGCCUCUCCCUCUCCUUCCGCCCCACUCACUGCUACCACCCAUCAUGUCAGCUCGUCCCUCACUCGUCAACCCACUGCCCUCGCCCUCACCAUCCACACCAUUCAUCUUGUUUGUACGACUACUCUUACAUUGACGGGUCAACCACCUCGGGCAUCUUUUCCAAAGAAACGACGUCGUUUAACUCCACCUCCAGCAAAACAAUCCACGUCCCGAACCUCAGCUUCGGGUGCGGGUUCCAAACCUCAGGUCCGGCAGUCUCCAAUACAGGCUUCGAAGGUGCGAGUGGGGUAAUGGGCUUGGGCCGUGGGCCCAUCUCAUUCACGGCCCAAUUAGGCAGACGUUUCGGGAACAAAUUCUCUUACUGCUUACAAGACUACACAUACUCUCCCCCUCCAACUAGCUACCUCGUGAUCGGUGGCGGACACGACGUCGUCCCCACCGAUCACAAUACGGUUCAAUCGACCCCACUUGUACAAAACACACUCUCGCCCACGUUCUACUACAUUGGUAUCCAAUCCGUAACGAUCGACAGUGUGAAAUUACCAAUUAGCCCCUCGGUGUGGGCCCUUGACGAGUUCGGUGACGGCGGUACGGUCAUUGACUCAGGAACGACAUUAACGUUCGUUCCUGAGCCAGCGUACCGUCAAAUACUAACGGUAAUGGGGGAACGAGUGAAGUUGCCUAAACUCAGUGAGUUAACUCAGCAAUUUGAUCUUUGUUUCAAUGUGUCUGGAGUUUAUCAUACGAGGUUUCCUAGGAUGAGUUUCGAACUCGUUGGUGACUCGGUGUUUGACCCGCCGCCGAGGAAUUACUUCAUUGAUGUGGCGGAGGAUGUUAAGUGUCUUGCUAUCCAGCAAGUUAUCUCGCCGUCUGGGUUUGCCGUUAUUGGUAAUCUUAUGCAGCAAGGUUACCUGUUUGAGUUUGAUAAUGACAGCUCACGACUCCUAUUUUCACGUAACGGUUGUGGUGGUGGUACACGCUCGUGAGUCGGGUGAGAUUAGAGGUGUUAAUUCGGAUGCUCGGUCAGGUCUAUUUCAAAGUUAAAUCAUGUUAAAUUUUUAUAUUCAUACCAAUUGAAAUCUAAAUUGGGUAUUUUUUGAGUCAGGUUGGUCGGAUUUAUUUUUAACACCUAGCAGAGUAUAAUGUUAUAAUGUUUGUUUGGUUAAGGGUUUAAGGCUACCCAUUUAUUGUAAUCGGGUGGAUCGUGAGUGGGUAUAAUGUUGGUUAGGUAAUUGAUUAAGGCUACCUAUUUAUUGUAGAUGGGUUCAAUUGAGUCCGAAUGUUGUACAUGUAUCAUUUAUUUAUUUAUUUUUCUAUGAAAUGAUUAGAUUGAUUUUGGUUAA
Chenopodium quinoa (quinoa) is the source of this 1826-nucleotide messenger RNA. RefSeq names its product aspartic proteinase nepenthesin-2-like. The coding region runs from base 66 to 1469 and encodes 467 amino acids. The record is from RefSeq and is a predicted model, not a curated record. Gene Ontology annotation, molecular function: aspartic-type endopeptidase activity. The transcript has a single exon. Lineage: Eukaryota; Viridiplantae; Streptophyta; Magnoliopsida; Caryophyllales; Amaranthaceae. Gene Ontology annotation, biological process: proteolysis.